AUCAGCAAGAGUACGUUGGUCGCUGAUAUACAAUGUUAUUACCGCAUCUCGUCCCUGCAUGUUCAUAUCAACCUUUCUCUACACGCAGACACCCUCGAUCCUCGAUCCUUGAUCCUCGACGUUGGGAAAAUACAUAUGACCUUAAUUAUAUCAAGCUUGCGUGACAUAGUAGCGAUUUGGCGCUUCCUUAUUGGCCAGUCACUAUAAGAGCCUCCUUUGAUCAGCAAGCACGUUUCGGUUGCGAAGGUUGUCAAUUUGUAGUGAUGGCGUCGUUUUGGAUGCUCGGAGGCCGUGUGGUAUUUGUUGUUCUCCUGCUUAGCCAAGGGGGAUUUUUUUUCGCUUAUUCCAUCAAAUAUAAGGUUGCAGCUUGGGCACCGAUAGUACAAGCUGUUUUAUUUGCUAUAACAGCGAUCGUGUGGCUUGCUCUCAUCUGCAAGAAAGCGAAACUUAGUCGUCUGUUUUAUGUCUGGGUUUCAUACGUUAUUACCCUUGUCGCGAACAUUGGAAUCUUAUUUGGAACUAUCGGAGACAAACUUGACAGCGAAAAAUUCCUUGGCCCUAAUGUCCUGAAGGGAGUUCUGUGUGUCACACCUCCUCUGUUGCUGUUGUUGUUACACAAUGCCAAUGACUUAGAUCGCUCUGAUGAACGCAAGGAUCUAGUGUCUAGGCUUUCCUACCAAAUGGCCAUCGAUCUUUUCGACGUUGUGGAUAUGAUAGAUAUCGUCUUAGAAGACAAAAGACACGGGAGUGCGAAUUGCUCGUGUACAAAUACUAUAAUAAAAGAAACCAACCUGACAAGUGCAACUUCAAGCCUCAAAACAAUUCCUGAAAGUUUCGGAAUAGUCAUGGUUACAGUGGCAUCUCUCAGUCUACUUAUGUCACUUUGGCAAUUGUUUGAGAACAAGCUAUCAACAGAUGACACAAAGAUUCGCUUCCGAGCGACAGUUCUUCGCAAUUUGGUAGAGAUAGCUUUGGUUAAUUUCGUCUUCUUGAUCAUUCGCUUAGUGGUGUACGCUGAGUACCGCAGAGAUGAGUCUAUUUUUAUUGCAAAGAAUAUCAUAUCAAUAGUUUUGUCCAUUUUGGAAAUUAAUGCACAUUGUGAAACGCAUUCCGUCAGAUUUUGGUCUGAGUUAUGUAAAAGUUGUUUUGGACUGAGAGUGGUCUAAAAUGGCAAGCAGUGUUUGUUGUCAUUAUUUACACAGAGCGAAAUCGGUUUAGAGACAACUUUGUGAAAACUGCUUAGACAUUAUUUAGUUAUCAUUAUUGUCAUUGUAGUAAUUUUUUACUAUUGUAUCGCUGUAUGAUGGUAGACAUUCCGAAAAUCGCUUGGUGUAAUAAUAGACGAUAAACUCGAUUGGCAUAGUCACAUCGAAAAAUUAACCAAAAAGAUCGCCUCUGGUAUCGGGGCCCUAAAGCGAAUUAGGCACCUGAUCCCAGCAUCAACCUUACAUCUCGUUUACCAAGCCUUAGUAAAACAUCACUUUGAUUACUGUGACAUUGUUUGGGAUAACUGUGGGAAAACGCUACGAGAAAAUUGCAGAAAAUGCAGAAAUUGCAGAAUAGAGCAGCCCGUGCGUUGACAUUCUCUAAUUAUGAUGCUGAUGCAACUGAACUACUCGAGUUUUUAAGGUGGAAAAAUCCUGCACGCCAGCAGGAAAUUCACAAAGCCACCAUGGUGUUUAGAUGUCUACACGGGCUAGCUCCAGAGUAUCUGUGUUCAAAGUUUACGUGGCGUGACUCUGCUUAUGACCUCAAGGACUCUGAAAAUAAGCUCAAUGUUCCAUUACCGCGCACUAAUUAUUACCGAAAAAGCUUUAGCUGCAAUGGCGCCACAUUAUGGAACAGUCUACCAUGCGAUAUAAGGAACACAGAGUCUCUGGGGGUAUUUAAACGUAAGAUCAAUGACAUUCUUUAAGUCUAACGCACGGCACUCACGGGAAACAGCUUUUAGUGUUAUAGUAUAUAGUUUGAGUUUUAAAUAUUCUAGCGUAUGUGAUAUGUAUUUUUUAGGCUGAUGAAUUGACCGUGUUUAAAUAAAAAUGAAAUGAAAUGAAAAUGAAAUAAGUGAUAUCUCAUGCAUGAUUAAUGUGUGCGGCGCUUCUAAAGCCGAGGUCAAAUACAAGGUAGCGUUGUAAGUUUUAAAAAAAAUCUUACAAGUUUUGCUACUUUAUACUCUUUUACUACUUUUUAAGGUUUAAAUUUACUGUAACAUAAGAUAUAUGAUUUCAUAUCUGUUGAGAAAUUAAGACUAUAUCAGACUCUUGAUGUGCAACUGAAUGUGUAAUCAUGGAAAUUAUUAAACAGCUCACCCAAAGCGAUCACUAAACUACGGUGACGUACAUUAAGGACUGUGUUUCUAACAGUGUUCAAAUAUUUAAUUUUAACAUGGUGACCCAGAAACUAAAAAGACAGCCAUCUCAGUGGGUGAUAAUCAAUAAAUUUAGUCUAUAGACUUUGUAUACGAAUUAUGAAAUCACUUACAAAUUUACACCUUUGACUUUGCCUGUCAAGAACUAUUACGAAGGCACGGUAAACUAUUGAUUCGAACUGCGAAAGAUUACGCACAAAACUUCAAUUUUGUUGUUGGGGAGUUCACAUUCAACUAAAAGUUAGUGUUCAAAGGCAAAAGUUUAUUUUUCAGAAUGUUUUUAAAAUUCUUGUCCUAUGAGACACGAAAGAUUUUUUCUAGAAUUCUUCAAAUUAAAUCGUUCAAUUCAUAUAAAGAACGGCAAUUUUGUUUUUUUCUCGAGUGGAAGGCUAAAAAGUUCGAAUUUGAAUUCCUUAAACAAUCGAAAACGAUGGAAAGGCAGCCAUGAUUAGAUACAAAUUUUGUAUCCUACGCAAUUCAGGGGAGUCGCUUAACUCGACAGUUGCUCUUAUUACGUUACUUACCGAAAGCUAUCAGGUUUUUUAUUUGUAUUUGUUCACAUCCGCUUUUCUCGGAAAAGAUUACUUCAUUGUCUUACGCUUUCUUAGAAACAACGUUCUUGAAUUAUGCUUAUGAAAAAGUUUAUUUCGAUGCAACAGCAGUAACUUUGUUAUAGGAGCUUCUGAAGGCGAAACUCGUCGUUGAAGUGCCUUAAAAGAUUAUCUUUAUUUUGGCCUCUUGGUUGGUCUGCGUUGGGCGAUUCCUUUUCUUUGGCUUGUUAGGCCUCCAGGCCUACUCGCUAGCUUCGUAUCCUGCCGAGUACGAAAGCGAAGAUGAUUUCUAUGGACUAGUCCUCCUGUACGGACCCGCAAUGUGUCUUUGGCUUUAUAUCAUGUGGGACGACAAACAUUUACCAUGGUUAUUUGCUGUCUGGAUAUGCUAUAUCUUAGGUUUCGUGAUCUUCAUCCUUAUCAUAUUUGGAGGCGACAAACCGAUUGAAGAUAAGCUCGACAAAGCGAAAUUCUUCGGUCCAAACAAUCUAAAGAUGACACUUUGCCUUGCCCCAGUGAUUCUGUUGUUGCUUUUGAGUACUGGAACAGAUUCUAACCGCUAUAGAGAUCAAAUCUGGCAGAUAUCCCUACGAAUGGCUCUGGAUCUCUUCGAUGGAGUUGAAAUGCUGGAAGUUAUCAUCGAAGAAAAUGAAGUUAGCCAUGGUGUUCCAAAGCCCUUUGAAAAAGCCAUACUCGCUUUUGUCUGUAUCAGUUUUAUCUUCUCCCCAUUGCAACUGGUUGAGAUAAAGUCAAGAACUUCCAAUAGGUGGGGAUUUCUACGUAGAUGUAGAGAAGGUUUGCGAACAGCACUACAGAUCAUCUGUGUUAAUUGUGUGUUUUUGGGGCUUCGCAUGUAUCUAUGGCGGGGCUAUGGAAAAGAUGCCUCUAUUUUUAUCGCUAAAAAUGCUAUUGUCAUUUGCCUUGGCCUUUUCGAGGUAUGUUCAAUCGGUAAAUGUUGUGGUUGUGACGGUUAUUGA
Molecule: messenger RNA, 3896 nt
Organism: Pocillopora meandrina
Lineage: Eukaryota; Metazoa; Cnidaria; Anthozoa; Scleractinia; Pocilloporidae
Source: the annotation of a GenBank genome assembly